AUGGCCCUUCUUCAAACGCAGCGAGUGGGUCUCGUCGUCCAGCUCGACGAGACCAAGGGCAUCAACAAUCAGCUGGGCACGAGGCUUCCAGCUGUCCCACGCCGGUGGAUAGCCACGCCGGCGGACGAGGUAACUCGUCCGGAUGCCAUUAACAUUGCGGUGGUUCAAGAUGUUCAAGAGCUGAACCAUCUAACGGAACAGUUGUAUCAUGAUCUGGAUCAUGAACGAUCUCGGCGUUAUGGGCUUAAGGAUCUUGUGAGGGAUUAUUACAAUUCCCUAACGCACGAUCGCUCGGACGAUCGUGCCGCUUUUGCAUUCGCGCAACUUGAGAACGAACGCUCGACUCGUUCUCUUCGUGAUGAGCUGGCUGUAGCGCGUCGAGACAUCGCUGAGCUGUGUGAACAGGUCGCUUUGCUAGUCGACCAGACUGGUUCGUUGAAACGGGACUACUCGAGGUGGUCUCGGCCCUCGACCGUAUAG
Peronospora matthiolae is the source of this 480-nucleotide messenger RNA. NCBI's taxonomy places the organism in Eukaryota, Oomycota, Peronosporomycetes, Peronosporales, Peronosporaceae. The record is from the annotation of a GenBank genome assembly.